Messenger RNA from Pungitius pungitius (ninespine stickleback), 5809 nucleotides. RefSeq names its product EGFR pathway substrate 8a, signaling adaptor (gene eps8a). The coding region runs from base 145 to 2520 and encodes 791 amino acids. Gene Ontology annotation, cellular component: ruffle membrane; vesicle; plasma membrane. Gene Ontology annotation, biological process: Rho protein signal transduction; regulation of Rho protein signal transduction; positive regulation of ruffle assembly. Lineage: Eukaryota; Metazoa; Chordata; Actinopteri; Perciformes; Gasterosteidae. The transcript is spliced from 23 exons. Gene Ontology annotation, molecular function: actin binding. The record is from RefSeq and is a predicted model, not a curated record.
GGGUUAAACACCCUCGGUUCAGUUGUUUCAGCGGGUCGCUUCAUUCCUCUGCCCGCUUUGCAGCGCAGUCUGUCGGGUACAUGGUCGGAUACCGGUCGGGAAGCAGCCAUGUUGUUCUAACGGACCACCGGAUGACCCCGCAGGAUGAAUGGAUACAAACCUCCAGCUCUCGGCGCCGGCGUCUUCGGCUCCUACGGCUCUCAGACCAAUGGCCAUCGCUCCCCUCAGCCUCCUCAGAAUAAAGCUAAGUCAGCGGCCAAAGCUCUCUAUGAACAAAGGAGAAGCUUCACCAGAACGAGCAUCAACAGCCUGACGGACACGUCUCAGUACCACGUGGAGCACCUGACCACCUUCGUGCUGGACCGCAAGGAUGGGCUGGUAACCGUGGACGACGGCGUGCGGCGCCUCCGCCUGCUGGACGCCAAAGGGAAGGUCUGGACUCAGGAGAUGCUGCUGCAGGUGGAGGAGAAGUCCGUCAGCCUCAUCGACCAGGAGACCAAGAAGGAGCUGGAGAACUUCCCCGUGGGCUCCAUCCAGCUCUGCCAGGCUGUGAUGAACGCCUGCAGCUUUGACUCCAUCUUGGCUCUGGUGUGCAAAGAGUCGGGUCAGACCAAGCCGGACCUGCACCUGUUCCAGUGUGACGACAUCAAGGCCAAUCUGAUCCACGUGGACAUAGAAAGCGCCAUGAUGGACGCCAAAGCAGGCAAAGUGAAGAGGAGGCCGGAGGCGUUAAAGAUGAUCCUAAAGAGUGACGGGGUCAUUCCCCCCCCCCCCGCCUCUCCCGCCCCAGGACCCCCUCCCCCGCCGUCCAAUCAGGUGGACGUGAGGAGCCGGGCGGCCGCGUGGUCGGCGUGGACCAAUGAGCAGCAAGACUGUGGGAAGCAGCGCCGCAGCUCAUUGGUCGAGGGGCCGGUGGAGAUCUCCGCUCUGGAAGUGGACCGAGACGUGCAAAUCCUCAACCACAUCCUGGACGACAUCGAGCUCUUCGUCAACCAGCUGCAGAAGGCGGCCGAGGCCUUCAGCCAGCUCUCCAAGAGGAAGAAGGUGAAGAAGGGCAAGAAGAACGGUCCUGGAGAGGGCGUCCUCACGCUGCGCUCCAGACCUCCGGCUGAGGACCAGUUUGUCGACUGUUUGCAGAAGUUCAAGCACGCCUUCAACCAGCUGGGGAAGCUGGCGGAUCUCAUCCAGAACCCGAGUGCCGAGGAGCUGCUUCACUUCCUCUUCUCUCCUCUCCGGAUGGUGAUCCAGGUGUCCGGCAGUGUGGAUCUGGCUCGCAGCGUCGUGGUUCCUCUUCUGACCCGAGACGCCAUCGACUUCCUCCACACCUCGGGGACACCGGAGGAGAGACACCUGUGGGUCGCCCUGGGAGACGGCUGGACCAAAUGCAGGUUGGAGUGGCCGAAGCACCACUACUUCCCCCCCUGUGCGCUGACCUUCCAGGACGGCUGGGAGCCGCCCACGCUGCAGGAUGUUACCCAGCAUGCCGAGGGGCUCACUGAGGCCGGGGUCCAGAGACCAGAGGACUCGAGGAUCGGCCUGGAGACCCCCCCCCACGCAGACGCCUCCUCCUCCUGUGGCUCCUCCAGAGGGAUGCAGAUCCUGGACCAGGAUUCGGCGGCGGCCUUCGAUCAGGCUGUCAGCCGCCACGUAGACGGCAGUUUGGACGCCGACAGCAGAAUUCAACCCAAACUUUUUGCCAAAUGUAAAUACGACUUUGUGGCGAGGAACAGCUCGGAGCUGUCGGUGCUGCGGGACGAGGUCCUGGAGGUGCUGGAUGACAGGAAGCAGUGGUGGAAGGUGGGGAACGGCGCCGGGGCGUCCGGCUACGUGCCCAACAACAUCCUGGAGAUCAGCGGCGGCGUGGAGGGCCGAGUGGAGCCCAUCUACAGCCACACCAUACAGCUCAUGAUGCCAAAGAAGGAGUUUGAGUUGUUUAAGCAAUUACUGGGAGAGUUGAACGAGAAGCAGACCACUAGGACCGACCCCGGUAAACCGCUGGUGACUCCGAUGCCUCCGCCUCCCACGCCGCCUCCUCCGGCGCCUGCUCGGCUCCCCACGCCGCCGCUGCCUCCGCCCGCCGCCGCCACCGUCAGCCGCCAGAACAGCGCCACCUCCAGCGAGACCGGUGGCGUCGCCAUGCGGGACCACAGAGGCCACAAAGACCACCAAGACCAGAGGCCUCCGCCCGUCACCCGGAGGAAGUCCAACAUGGAGGAGGUCCAGGACGAGCUGAUGCACAGACUCACGCUGGGUCGCAGCGCUCAGAAGAAGCUUCCGGUUCCUUCUCGCGGAGGUUUGCCCUCAAACAGCAUCACCUACGACUCGUCAGCUGAGGACGUGAAGGCCUGGCUGGAGGCCAAAGGCUUCAGUCCAGUCACCAUCACCAGCCUCGGCGUGCUGACGGGCGCUCAGCUCUUCUCCCUCAACAAGGAGGAGCUGAGGACGGUUUGUCCCGAUGACGGCGCUCGAGUCUUCAGCCAAGUGACGGUCCAGAAGGCGGCGCUGGAGGUCUUCUUCUGAGCCUCCUUUGAUCUUCUGAAUCUGUUACCACAUUCAUUCAGGUAUCGCCUCCCCAAACGGAAGCUGCCCUCUGCUCGACAGAUUUGAGUUUAACUGGGACCCACUAAUCUUAAUCUGGACCUGUCUGUCUUCUGAUCAAUAUGUUCAUUGAUCAACUAAAGACUAAAAACUAGAAAGCACCAACAAACCAAUAGUUUGGAAUCACUCCGUGACGUAAACAUGACCUGAUUCUGUCGGUCAGAACCAAGCUCUGACCUUUCAUGUGUAGAAGGACUUGAAGGUUGUAUUUCUCCCGUAGAGACCAGGAUGUAGACCUUCUCCCAGCGCUGUGCUAGCUUAGCUUUGAUUAGCGUCCAUGAUGUCACACACGUAUUAUUCAUAUUUCAAUCUUUGGUCUUUUGACAAUUGGCUCAAAGGAGAAUAAAAGUCACUUCAUUAAUAAUAAAUACAGUGAAUACAUGUAAACAUUUACAUUUUAGUAAAUAAAUUAAUGCAUAAUUGACAGUUUAUCAUUAUUUGUAUGUAUAUGUAAUUAAAUGUAUGUUGAAUGUAUUUCUUUGACAACUAUUUCUUUUCUACUAAAAUAUAUUAAAAUAUUUUCUUUUCUUCUACAUAAAUUAAUGUAGAAACGAUAUCUGUUUAAAUACCUAUUUAGUACAUAUUGGUAUAUUUUAUUCAUGCAUUCAUAUUUUGAUGAGUCGUACUAAUCCUGCUUUCAACCAUUUUAAUACCAUUUGCUUUUUGUUUGUUGCAACAGAACUUUUGUGUGACCAGUUUUACAAAGUACUCUGUUACCCAGCAUGCACCCUGCCUCAACCAGCUGACUCCCUGUGUAUCUCCAUGCUCGUCAACGCGCCCAGCGGCUUCCUGAGCUUCAGUAGAAACAUCUUCUACUUCCUGUUUAGAGUCUGCGUCUCACCAGAUGUUUGUCUCCCGUCUCCAGAGGAGCUCAGGCUCAGAGCUCCAGGAGAUCAUGAGGAGGCGGCAGGAGAAGCUGGCGUCCAUCACCUGUGACUCGGGCGUGGAGUCUUUGGACGAAUGCAGCGCCCGCUGAGCUCCACGCGGCUUCCUUCCCUCCUUCCCUCACCUCCUCCCCCCUCACCUCCUCCCCCGCCACUUUACUUUUGUUUUACUUCCUUCCAACUGCGUCCUGCUGUCUUCUCAUCCUCUCCGUCUCCAGGCGGAGCACGCCGACUUUGUGGAGAUCAUGCGGCGCCGGCAGAAACUACUCGUCUCAUCUCCAUAGCAACAACGAUCAAACCGAAAAAGAGCGUUGGAUCAGAAAUACGUUGAGAGAAUAUUCGGCGUGUUUGCCUGAAGCUCUCGUUUCAGGAGGUGAGGAGAGUUUGUCUGUAUUUAAGGACGUUGUCAUGGCGACGUGUCUCAUGAUUCAGCAAUGCCAUCUUGUUUUUCUUUUGCAACCAGUGAACAGGAAGUAUACAUUUUGCCUCUGGUAGAGACCUGUCAAUCAGCAUAUAGCCCCGCCCUAAAGCAUACAAGACAUGCAAUAAAUCCACAGAGAAGUAGAGUCAUUUCCUCAUAGACGUCUAUGGGAGCAGAGGAGUCGCCCCCUGCUGGUCACUACACAGAAGUAGAGUCAUUUCCUCAUAGACGUCUAUGGGAGCAGAGGAGUCGCCCCCUGCUGGUCACUACACAGAAGUAGAGUCAUUUCCUCAUAGACGUCUAUGGGAGCAGAGCAGUCGCCCCCUGCUGGUCACUACACAGAAGUAGAGUCAUGUUCUCAUAGACGUCUAUGGGAGCAGAGGAGUCGCCCCCUGCUGGUCACUACACAGAAGUAGAGUCAUUUCCUCAUAGACGUCUAUGGGAGCAGAGGAGUCGCCCCCUGCUGGUCACUACACAGAAUGACCUGAUUUAUAUUUUUCUUUACUAUCUACAGAAUGUAGAUACAAGCUUCAUCCAAAUGUAAUAAAAGUAUUCAUCACAAUGGCUUAUAGAAGUGAGAAAGUUCUGUGACUUCAAAGUAAAGAUCAACAAGGAACACAAACUAAAAUGUAUUACAAUAUAUUGAUCACGUAAACAUAAUAACAAUUGUACAUUUAUGACCCAGAGGAUUAUAUUCAUAGUAUGUCAUCUAUUUGUUUCAUGGUAGUAGUUUAAAAUAGUUGAUUAUAAAGUCAAUGAGGUAACAUCUUAUGAUUUAGAUUUUAUUGGAUUUGUUGAUCAGCAUUUUUUGCACAAAUAAUAAAGAUGUAAUUUUUUUAUUGCUGACGUUGCUGAAAAAUCAAAACUGUUGAAUGUUACAGAUGUAAAUGUAUUUUUUAUCCAAACACUGAAUUGAAUGUUAGUCAGCUGACUCAGCAAAGUGACCAUCUUUAACUUGAGUCUCCUUUAGCAUCUGACAUGUGUGACAUCAUCAUGUUUGAGUGACGUCAUCAUGUGUGACAUCAUGUGUGACAUGUGUGUGAUGUCAUCAUGUGUGUGUGACGUCAUCAUGUGUGUGACGUCAUCAUGUGUGUGUGACGUCAUCAUGUGUGUGUGACGUCAUCAUGUGUGACAUCAUUUGUGUGAUGUCAUCAUGUGUGUGAUGUCAUCAUGUGUGUGAUGUCAUCAUGUGUGUGACAUCAUGUGUGUGACAUCUGAGUGAUGUGAUUCCGACUCGUAGAACCCUGAGAACAUAGAACCACAGUAACUGUUCUUAUGAAACAACUGUUACCGUGGGAACAGCGUAGAACCGUUAGCGCCUUUGGGACGUUCUCAGCGACGUGAACGGAACCAACAACAACAACAACAACAACAACAGACUCACAACUGCUUCACUCUGAUUAAAAAGAGAAUAUUUUGUAUGUUUUUAGGAAUUGUUACUCUGUAAAAGCGUAGAAAUUCAAAGAGGAAUUUAAACACUUUUAUAUUAUUUUAUAGUAAAAUGCUGUAAAAAAUAAUUUGAGUAUGAAUUCUUGUCUGUGUGUAUAUAUAUGUGUGUGUAUUCUAAUUGAUAUUGAUAUUGUAUUUAUAUAUUCUAUCUAUAGAUGUGUAUAUAUUUAUAUGUAGAUAUGAUAUAUAAUAUAAAUAAGGCAAUCCUUCCUUAACUCAUCGAUUGUAUUCAUUCUGUUUUCCACUCUUGCUCUUAAGUUUCUUUUGGUCGACUGAACAAAGUUUAAAAUGAUGUAAAAAUAAUUAAAGCUGAGUAACAUUUGUGUGUGAAAUGUCUGCGUCCCAAACAGUUCUAGAAGCCAACGAAACACAAAUGUAUUUGUGUGUAUGUAGUCGACAUUGUGCCUUUUUAUACACAAAUCUGCUCAUUCUGCAAUAAAACAUAACUUCUCAUUGA